GUUGGCCUGAGGGCGCUUGCUCCGAAAUGAACAUAUGUAUUUUGUGAGAUUCGAAAAUCUCUUUUGCAAGAAACAUGUUAAUACAUACUCAUCUCACUGCAGAAAAAUAUCAUACUUCAUGAACUAGUUUAAAGGCAAAAAUACGGUAUUGUUGUCGCCUUGACAAUUAUAGUGGAGAACUGAAACAGGAAGUGAUUCUGGAGGCAAACAGAGGAUCAGAUAUGUCAUCUGAACAAUAUGAGAAACUCCAUGAGCUCUACAAUGAGCUAUAUGCCAACCUUCAAAAAAUACAGCAGAGACUGCAGAGCAGCUAUGGAGAGGAAAAGAAAAAGCUGCUUAGAGAAUUCGGUGAAAAGCAGAAGGAAGCAAAUGAAAUGCUGAGUGAGAUGGAAAAUGAAUUAAAAUCUGCUCCACCAAGUUUUCGUCAUCAAACAACGAGCAAAUUGAGAGCCUACAAGAGAGAUCUGGUUAAACUUCAGAUGGAAGCAAAUUAUAAUGCACUUGAACUUGGCCCUAAAGAAAGAGAAACCUACAAUGUGAAAAAUGAGCAUAGUACACACUUGGCAUCCCAAAGGUCACUGCUUCUUCAAGGCACUGAAAGCUUAAACAGAGCAACAGACAGCAUUGCUAGAUCGCAUCGUAUAGCAGCUGAAACUGAUGCCAUUGGCACCGAUAUUAUAGAGGAGCUAGGAGAGCAAAGAGAAAAGUUGGAUAGGACCAAAGGACGGUUGGUGGGCACAAGUGAGAAUCUUAGUAAAAGCCGAAAAAUCCUGCGGUCCAUGUCGCGGAAAAUUGUGACAAACAAGCUUCUGCUGUCGAUCAUAAUUAUUCUUGAACUUGCAAUCCUUGGUGGCUUAAUCUACUACAAAUUCUUCAGCAAACGCUGAGCUUUUUGAUCUUCUGCAACAGCUCAUCUUUAUUUUAGUAACGAAUGUCACCUGGCACACUACGUUCUGUUGCAGCACUGUUCAGAGGUGAAGAGGAUCUACAUUUGAGCCAUUGACUUCAAAAGCUGCUAAGCCAUGUUAUUGGUCACUUUAGUACUUUUUUUUUUUUUCUUGUUUUUUUACUUUCCUUAUAACUUGUUCUGUACUGAUUUUGAUUUGAAUAAUUUUUUCUGGAUCAUGACCACAACGAUUGUUUGCGAAUGGCACGGAAUCUUCUGAUGCGGAGCAUUCUCAUUAUAUGUAUACUGAUAUAUGAUGUGAUCAAAUUUGUCUUGGAUUCAUUUAUACUGUAUAUAAAACAGAAUUAUUAUGAUCAA
Xenopus laevis (African clawed frog) is the source of this 1264-nucleotide messenger RNA. RefSeq names its product vesicle transport through interaction with t-SNAREs 1B S homeolog (gene vti1b.S). Gene Ontology annotation, cellular component: Golgi apparatus; cytosol; SNARE complex. NCBI's taxonomy places the organism in Eukaryota, Metazoa, Chordata, Amphibia, Anura, Pipidae. Gene Ontology annotation, molecular function: SNAP receptor activity; SNARE binding. The record is from RefSeq and is a predicted model, not a curated record. The coding region runs from base 222 to 887 and encodes 221 amino acids. The transcript has 6 exons. Gene Ontology annotation, biological process: retrograde transport, endosome to Golgi; vesicle fusion with Golgi apparatus; regulation of protein localization to plasma membrane.